AAAGGAAAGAGCAGCAGCGUUGCAGCGACGAGCACAAAAAGAAAAAGGAAAUUCCUCUCAACAUCACCAGACCACGACCUCCCUGCCGAGCUCCCUCCCUCUCCGUUGGUGAUGGCAUCUCAGAGCUCCAAGACCGCGGACACCGCCGCGCCUCCGCCGGAGGUUGCAGCCACCGGAGAGGCGGCUCCGGGCGCGGCUUCUUCAACACCGGCACAAAACCCUAACGCUGCUGCAACCGCAGUGGCCGGGGCCACGGAUCUAGAGAAGAAGAUGCGCCGCGCGGAGCGGUUUGGGAUGCCAGUACUGAUGUCAGAGGAGGAAAAGCGCAGCAGUCGCGCCGAGAGAUUUGGGACUGGCUCUUCAAGUGUAAAGGAGGAAGAGAAGAAGAAGUCCAGGGCUGAGAGGUUUGGCCUUGCCUCGCCCUCUUCUUCAGAUGAGGAAGCUAAGAAAAAGGCCCGUUUGGAACGAUUUGGUCAGAGCGCAAAUGUCGACAAGGCGGAAGAAGAAAAAAGAAAGGCCCGAGCUGCCCGAUUUGCAGAAGCGUCUGGUGGAUCAGCAGCUCGGGAAAACGGCAAAGACAGCUCGAAGCCGGACGCAGCCGCUGUUACCGGCACAGCUUGAUUUGAGCACUCUGCCUUGGACGAGGUCUCAGAAAUAUUAUCUCCUAGGAGACUUUGGUGAAGCCAUAGCUUUUGUACACCACUAACCGCAUGGACGGGGGCGUCCUGUGUUUCCCAGUCAUGUUCAGUGAUGUUUACCGCGUAUGACUUUAUUAGUUGCUGGGCACACUGGCAGUGUAGCUAGAUUUGCUGUCUGGUUUGUGGAUGGUCAUGUACCUUCGGUUGCCCUCUAUUUGGUGACGAUGAUUUCGUUUCCAUGUACCCCCAGUUGGACUACUUUAUAACUGUUAGAAGACACAAGGUCGCCCUCGUGUUUGUACCCCGUGUUUUUGUUGCUAGAAUGCUACGCGACAGGGUGUUUAAACCCAUAAUCACGGAGCAUUGCAUAACAGAUAACCGU
Molecule: messenger RNA, 1020 nt
Organism: Zea mays
Lineage: Eukaryota; Viridiplantae; Streptophyta; Magnoliopsida; Poales; Poaceae
Exons: 6
Coding region: 112-621 (169 amino acids)
Biological process (GO): poly(A)+ mRNA export from nucleus
Cellular component (GO): nucleus
Source: RefSeq, marked validated